This is a messenger RNA of Pomacea canaliculata, 1024 nucleotides long. RefSeq lists its product as uncharacterized. The transcript has 5 exons. The coding region runs from base 286 to 771 and encodes 161 amino acids. The record is from RefSeq and is a predicted model, not a curated record. NCBI's taxonomy places the organism in Eukaryota, Metazoa, Mollusca, Gastropoda, Architaenioglossa, Ampullariidae.
AGAUUACAGUGAAAGGGACAAAGGUGGUUAAUUAAAAUAGUCAGAUAGGAGAGACUGUCUUAAUUAAACUUGAGAGAAGUUCGGUCCUGGCGGUCGUGAUUCGUGGGAAUAUAUCACUAGCAUUGAUUUGUUCUCUCUUCAACGGAUUUAAAAGGAGGGUCUUCCUCAAGACAAGGGCUCAUCCGUCUGCUGGCGACAACGAAGCUUGGAGGACAGGAAUCUGUCUGCAAGUCGCGAAUAUCAUCUUUGUCUACCUGACUCUACCUGAGCAGAUAAAGAAAAAGAAUGACAAUGGACAAACGUCUCCAUGUGGUGCUGUUGGCAAUGGUCCUGACCUGUAUGUCAUCAGAAGCCGCCGACGACAAGCCUUUGGUAGUGUCGAAAAAUGUGGAUAUUUUACCUACAGAAGGGGUGACGGUGGAGGAGGACAUAUUUAGAGAUAAGAGAUACAGCGACAAUAAAUUCUGCUUUGCUGAAGGAAAAACCUACAGAAAUGGAGUCACCUUCACUCUGAGUAAACUUAGCCCCUGUGUCAAAUACCGUUGUGAAGAGGGUACUCCCAAGAUUGUGAAAGAGGGGUGUUAUGUUAAACAAAACGAUCGCUGCAUCCAGAUAAACGCCAUGACUGAAAUCAAGUGCAUUACAUACCGCUGCACGAAGAGGGGGACAAAAAUUACACCCACUACAAAUUCGAGCCCGUCGACCCACCCAAGUGCAAGGAUGAGGAUGGGGUCUGUAGAUCGCCUGGGGAUGUCUUUCCAUAUACCAUAAAAGGCCGUUCGUACCCAGCCUGUGUUUGUCGCGUAACUGGUCCUACCAGCGUUCGGUACGAGUGUCACAGCAGGUGAGCGGCAACGUCACAUGACCAUGACGUCACAUGUCAAGUCUCUGCGCUUCCAACUGGACGAAGAUGAAUGCAAACCUCGCAUCAAAGUUCAAGACACACGUUAGCCUGGAAAAUAUGUAAACAACAUGUUUCAAUGAUAGUCUUAGAUUCUCUACAAAUAAAAUUGCAGGAAUUAUC